Lepus europaeus (European hare) is the source of this 2524-nucleotide messenger RNA. RefSeq names its product dynein axonemal assembly factor 2 (gene DNAAF2). Gene Ontology annotation, cellular component: cytoplasm. Bases 18 to 2414 code for a protein of 798 amino acids. The transcript has 3 exons. Gene Ontology annotation, biological process: axonemal dynein complex assembly. The record is from RefSeq and is a predicted model, not a curated record. NCBI's taxonomy places the organism in Eukaryota, Metazoa, Chordata, Mammalia, Lagomorpha, Leporidae.
AGCCGCGGGGCAGCAGCAUGGCCACAGGGGCAGCCUCCGCGCGGCUGGAGGACUUGGAGCUGAGCGGAGAGGAGGUCCAGAGGCUCACCUCCGCCUUCCAGGACCCCGAGUUCCGGCGCAUGUUCUCCGAGUACGCCCAGCAGCUCAGCGACCCGGAGAACCGGCGGCUCUACGAGGCGGAGAUCACCGCGCUGGAGCGGGAGCGCGGCGUGGACGUGCGGUUCGUGCACCCGGAGCCGGGCCACGUGCUGCACACCAGCCUGGACGGGACGCGGCGCUGCUUCGUGAACGUGUGCGCCAACGCGCUGGUGGGCGCGCCCAGCUGCCGGCCCGGCUCCGACCGCGGGGCGCGCGGCAGCCACUGGGUCCUGCCCUACAGCCUGGCGCCGGCCCGCGAGUACGCGGGGCGCGGCGGCGGCCGCUACACCGUCUACGACGUGGUCUUCCACCCCGACGCGCUGGCGCUGGCGCGGCGCCACGAGCGCUUCCGCCACAUGCUGGACGACACGGCCCUGCAGGCCGUGGAGCAGCAGUGCGGCGUCAGGCUGGACCGCAGGAACGCCAAGACCCUGAGGGUCAAGUACAAGGGGACCCCGGAGGCCGCCGUCCUGCGCACGCCGCUGCCCGGCGGCGCCCCGGCCCGGCCCGAGGGGGAGCCGGACGACCCCCUCCUGGCCUUCCCCUACCCCUACAGCUACCCGGCCGCUUCGGGAAGCCCCGCCGGCCCUCGGCCCCGGGCGCCGUCCCCGCCGGAGCCGGCCCCGCCGCCCGCGCCCACCGAGCCGCGCCACCGCGUGGUGCAGCGCCACCACGUGGACCUCCAGGACUACCGCUGCUCCCGGGACUCGGCCCCGAGCCCCGUGCCGCGCGAGCUGGUGGUCACCAUCGAGCUGCCGCUGUUGCGCUCGGCCGAGCAGGCGGCGCUGGAGGUGACGGGCAAGCUGCUGUGCCUGGACUCGCGGAAGCCUGACUACCGGCUGCGGCUCUCGCUCCCGUACCCGGUGGACGACAGCCGCGGCCACGCGCAGUUCCACAAGGCGCGGCGGCAGCUGGUGGUCACGCUGCCCGUGGUGCCGGCCGCCACCGCCGCGCCGGAAGGGAGCCCCGGCCGGGCCGGAACUGACGACGCGACCCGCGCCUCGGCUCGCGACGACGAGGAGGAAGAGGAGGAAGAGGAGGAGGCGGGACUGGCUGGGGGUCUCGCGGGGGACGGGGCCCCGGGUUGCGGCCGAGCCGCGGCCGUUACGGUCCCCGCCACAGGCGCCCCCGAGGCGGCACCCCCGCCGGCUGGCGCUGGAGAGGAGCGGGACUGUGACGGGGUGGCGGGGGCGCCGCCGCCUCCUGGGGACGGGGACCCCUGUGGUCCCUCAGCGCUGGGCCUCGGCGGGCAGCCUCCCGUGCGCCGGCGCGAGCCCGGGGACCCGGCCAUGGGCGGUGGUCCCUGCCCCGAGAGGAGGGGACCUGCGUGUCCCCCCUUGCGGUGUCACCAGGAUGAGGAGACCCUGACCCUGCUGAUUGGCGUGCCGCGCAUCCAGCCGCACAGCCUUCGCGGGGCUGUGAGCCCGCUCCGGUACCGCGUGUGCUUCUCCGCGCAGGGCUCGGCGUACUCCCUCCUGCUGCGGUUCGCGCCGGAGAACAAGCUGAGCACCCGAGAGCCCGUGGUUAGCAUUUCCUCAGACAAUGCCGUGAUAGAGCUGGCCAAAUCUCCGGGGAGCUAUGGACACUGGAAGCAGUGGUUUUACGGCUUAAACGACGCAUCUUUGGAGGAAAGGUUGUUUGUCAACGAAGAAAAUGUUGAUGAGUUUCUUGAAGAGGUUCUGAGCUGUCCAGUGAGACAGACAGUGCCACCAAACCCACCAUUAAUUGAAGUCCUUCAAGUUAAUGAUAAAAAGAUUCAAAUUCAUGCAAAGGUACAAGAAUGUAGUAACUCUGAUAAGCUUCAAGGAAAGGAAGACAAAGUCAAUGAAGGAAGUCAUCUAACUGAAAAGGAAAAUAUAGACCAUCUUAUCACUUGUACAACUGAUUCGGACUCAUCAAUAGCAGCUAAAGCACUAGAAAUAGAUAGUUGUGGUUCAACUGCAACUGAACAGGAGUCUCUUGAUGUUUCUCAGAUGCUAUUUGAAAAAUCUCAGAAACCUGAGUCAAAAAUGGAACCUCAAGUUUUCAAAGAAAUGAGUGCUACUUACUCAGCUGAAGAAAAAGAUACUUUAAAAGAAUCAGUAAUAAAUGAAGAGAAAGAAUUCCGUGAAGAUCAUCUAUCUUCGUUACUGACCACAACAGCAGUUCACAAUAUACCAGAUUUUGACAGCAUAAAGGAAACCAAUAUGCAGGAUGGUAGUGUGCAGGUUAUUAAAGAUCAUGUGACUCACUGUGCAUUCAGUUUUCAGAAUUCCUUGCUAUAUGACUUGGACUAAUUAUAUAUAAUUUUGGGAUUUGAAUGUUAAGAGUAAAAAAAUCUGGGGAUCUUUUAAUCAUUAAAACCAAAGAUAUUCAACAAAAUAUAAAAUUAAAACUUUUACUCUGA